Molecule: messenger RNA, 3660 nt
Organism: Bipolaris oryzae ATCC 44560
Lineage: Eukaryota; Fungi; Ascomycota; Dothideomycetes; Pleosporales; Pleosporaceae
Exons: 3
Coding region: 1-3660 (1219 amino acids)
Biological process (GO): mitotic spindle assembly; astral microtubule depolymerization
Cellular component (GO): mitotic spindle midzone; microtubule organizing center; spindle microtubule
Molecular function (GO): microtubule binding
Source: RefSeq, a predicted model, not a curated record
AUGGAGAAAGAGACGUCGGAUCUGCUCAAGGCCCUCCAGAAGCCCUCGACAGAUGUCCAGUCCCGUCUAGCGCUCUUCAACACCCUCAAGUCGAGCAUCAAACACAACAGAGUCCCUGAGAACUGCCAGGCCCCAAUCUUCGAGUGCAUCCGCAUCGCCUGUACCGCCGCCACCUCCGCCGCCCUCGUCUCGACAGGCUUCUCGACACUGAGCCACUUCAUCAAGCGACUGCAGCUACAAAAGGACACACACAUUCUCACCUCGCAAUCCUCGGUCCUAUGCUCCAUUCUCGCCGACAAGCUGGGCGAUGCGCGCGAGAGCCAUCGCAUUGCCGCCUCGCAAAUCCUCGCUGAUCUGCACUACCUGUUUUCUGCAGAGAUCGAUGCGCUCAUCCACGAUGCCGUCAAGAGCACCAACCCGCGCGCCAAGGAGGCGUCCAUGGCCUGGGUAGUAAAGAUGAACAAGACCGAAGGCUUGCCCUUUAAGAGCUACUCGAACCAGCUCGUCGCAAAUCUCGAAGAUGCUGAUGCUGGCGUGCGCGACACGGCCAAGAAGGCCGUUGUCGACCUCUUUGGAUAUGCACCAGAACACGCCAAAGCGAAUUUGAAGAAGCAGCUCGUUGCUAUGAACGUCCGGAAAGCCAUCGCCAGCUACAUCACAACACACCUCGACGACGCCGCAAUGACAAAGGAUGCAGACGUAGCGCCACAGCCACCACCGCAACAAACACAACUCCCACCCCAACCGGCUUCAUUUUCACGCAGUAUUUCUGCGAAGCGAGCGGAGCAAUUGCAACCUGACGUGGGUUUAGCAGACAGCUAUGCGUCCGAACUACCGCCGCCUGCCGAAGUCGUCGUUAUGGACCCUAUUCACAUCUAUACACAGCGCGAGCUGGACGACAUCUUCCGCGACAUGGCGCCUUGGUACGAGGGAAAAGAAAGCGAGGCCAACUGGUUAGCGCGAGACAAGAAUUGUACCAAGCUGAGGCGCAUUCUGAAGGGUAACGCGCCGCACGAAUUCCACGGAGUUUUUGUUGCUGGUAUCAAAUCACUUCUUGAUGGCAUCCUCAAAGUUGCAAACUCACUCCGAACGACAAUGUCAACCAAUGGCUGCCUGCUGGUUCAAGAGCUUGCCAAGACGCUUGGCUCCGCCAUUGAUCCCUGGUCCGAGAUUCUGUUGCAGUGUUUCGUGAAGAUGUGUGCUGCCACCAAGAACAUCGCUGCGCAGAACGGAAACGUCACGGUGGAUACCAUUUUCCAAAACGUCUCAUACAGCAGUCGUCUGCUCCAACAUGUUCUUUUCGCAUCACAGGACAAGAACGUUCAGCCAAGAACGUUUUCUGCCACAUGGAUCAAGACCUUAAUUCGGAGGCACACAUCGCACAUUGAGCAUUCUGGCGGAAUGGAUACAUUGGACACUAUAAUCAAAAAGGGAGUCACUGACGCUAACCCUAAGGUGCGCGAGGCUUAUCGAAGCGCAUAUUGGACAUUUGCCUUGGUAUGGCCUCAGAGGGCCGAGAAGAUGCUUGACACAUUCGAGAAGCGCGAAAGGAGCGCUCUUGAGAAGGACCCCAACAAUCCAAAUAGUUCACUCGCCUCUUCACAGACCAGCUCAGCAUCCUUUUCGAAAUCUGUCGGUCCCGGUACUUCGCGAAGUGCUCUGAAAGAGAAGAUUGCUGAGCAGAGAAGAGCCAAAUUAGCUGCCGCAAAGAACAUGCCCGAGCGACCCAACUCUGCUGCUGCAACUUAUGCCGCACCAGCAAAACCGCAACCUAGCAAACCAACAACUGCAAGGACGAUUUCCAACCUUUCUGCACCAUCUUCUGGGCCAGCACGACCUCCUUCAGCCAUGUCCGGCGAGUCGACGAAAUCAGCGCUGAAGAACUCUACGGGUACUGGCUCGCUGAUGUCAGGGACAGUACGCCGUCCAAUUCGCCCUCCUCGACCUGAGCUGAACAGACCGGCGACAGCCGACCCAUACGCUGUUCGGCGACCAGGCAAGUCAACUCCUAACAUGACGCCAGAAAAGACGCCAGCUACAUCGACUGUAAAGAAGUCAGCUACAUCGAAAAGUACUGCCCGGCCGCGAUCGCAGACUCACAACAGCCCAACUGUCAGCCCCGCUCGUCCCAAAUCAAGAAUUGGUCAACCUGUUGCACACAGCAAAACUCUUAGUGGAGGCUCACGACAUGCAAGUCCGGCUGCGAGCCCUGCGAAGGACGGAGAAUCGACCACGAGAAAGCCGUGGGUAAGGUCGCAAAGCCAUCACGACUCAGGCACUAUCCCAUUCCGGCACAGGAAUGGACUUGGUGGAAGUGCAGCUAUAGACAACGAGGCGAUUGACUUGGGCGAUGAUGACAACUUCACAAUGGUCAUUCCAGAUCUAGCGAAACCUGCAGCACAGCCCACGCAACGCACACCACCGAAGCCUAGGGUUUCCGCAGGCCGACUGCCAGUGCCGAGCCCCCGUGCAUCAAUGCUAAGGAGCCCAAAGUCUAUGGGCCACCUCGAGGCUGCCAGCUUGCGCUCAUCGACACGAAGUCUAAGUACGAGAACACCAGAUCGACCGGGUACUCGAGGGACCGACGCUGGAGAUGCGGUCCGGGUGUAUGAAGAUCCAUUUGUUGGCGAGGAGCCGGCGCGCAUGGCGAAGGAACCAGAAAAACUUGUCCUCGAGGAGCUACCCAUUAAUGAGAAGAGCAACGAACGUCGACACAGUAGCGGAAGCGUAUCGAGUGGCAUCAUGAUGGGGAAUGACAAUGACGAACGCCCACGCGGUCACCACAAGACGAACAGUACGGGAAGCAUUUUGCAGACAGAGAGCUACGACACAGCCAAUGCUGAAGUGCUUAAGAACCGACAGCUGCUGGCGAGUGGUAUCAGGAAGAUCGAAGGUCGCACAGUAGAAGCCCAUAUGUUUCGACGCAUGCAGGACAUGGUCAAGUCGAAUCAGGAAAUUUGGGGACCCAAUGACGAAAACUUUGGCAAGCUACUCGUAGCUUGUCUCGACUUCCUCGAGGCACCAGUUCAUGAGUUGAAGACGCCCCAGAUAAAGGCUGUCAAUUUGAAGGUACAGGCGCUAGCGACGAUCCGUGCGUUGCUCUCUUUAUACCGCAAGGAGACAGCCCGAUACUCUGCCCGUGUGCUUCGAACUAUUCUACAGACAAAAGCACAGUACGAGAACACUUCGCACAUGGCCAUGGAUCUCGAGGUAACCGCAGACGAGAUUGUCAAGUAUGGCCACACACUCGACUGCCUCGAAACUGUCCUUUCCCUCAUCGAAGACUUGUCCGCCUCAACCCCAUCAUCCUCACCAAAUUCCAAGUCCUCAGUCUGCUCGGUCCCCGGUCAAGCACCCACCCGCACAUUAACCAUGUCGCUCACCACGCUCGCAUCGCUCGUCCAGAUCAGCGGCGAAAAGAACCUCGCCCUGUCACCCGAACAAACCGCUCGCCUCGGUAGACUAGCCGUCCGCUGCAUGGACGACCAAGACGCCGAUGUCCGCAAAGCAGACAUUGAAUUCUGCGUUGCCCUCCACCAGCGCAUCAAUGGCUCAGAUGCUGCGAAGGAAGACGGCGGGUUCUGGAAAGUCGUUGCUGGGGCAAGAGAACAGCAUCUCAACUUGCUCACUUACUACCUCGCUAAGAAGAGCAGGACGUAA